This is a messenger RNA of Ramularia collo-cygni, 534 nucleotides long. RefSeq lists its product as uncharacterized. The record is from RefSeq and is a predicted model, not a curated record. The coding region runs from base 1 to 534 and encodes 177 amino acids. The transcript is spliced from 3 exons. NCBI's taxonomy places the organism in Eukaryota, Fungi, Ascomycota, Dothideomycetes, Mycosphaerellales, Mycosphaerellaceae.
AUGGAAGACCUCGAGACCUUGAUCGCCCAAUCGCGGUUCACGGCAUCGCUCUACCUUGCCGUCGCCUUCGCUCUCUACACCGACAAAAUGAAGAGCAAGGCCGAAGCGCAUGACGCGCAUAUCAUCGCACUCAACGCGUGCAAUGUGUUCGAGAAUGGAGGAGACCUGGUGCARGCUGGGGUUCUCAAACCCAUGGGACAAUGGGCCAAAAGCCUCCUCGAGCAGCCCGACUCUCUCGAAGAAUGGACCGUUCCCUUCCACGACCUGAUCGGUCUAGCGGAACGCGAGUUGGCGGCAUAUGAUGAGGUCAUGGAGAAGGAGAAGUCUGGUGAAGAGGAUCCUGAUUGGAGAGUCCAGCAGGGCGCCAAUAUCACCUUUCUACAGGGUCUUGGUGUCGUUGCUGGGGAGAAGAAAGUUGGGCGCUGGGAGGAGCGCAAGCAGAGGCUGCGUCGUGCUGUUGGAAGCGUCAAGCUGAAGACGAAGCGGUCGUUGAGUCGGUUGAGGGAUACGUUGCGUGGGAAGGUGGAUGGAUGA